AUGGAGAACUUCUUUGACCUGGACAACCCGGAUGUGGCAUUUGGAGGAAACAAUAUGACUGGUUUCACCAUUGAUACCAUGCUAAAACAGUUAGAGAGUAUGGCAAGAGAACUACCUGCAUUUUGGACCAGAGAGAAUUCUCCUGGUUUCACCAUUAAUGCCCCUCCUAAUGGUCCAGUCAACUCGAAAUCAGACCCUGAUGAGUCUAGAGAGUUAAAAUGGGACUUUACCAAGCUGUUUGUGUCAAAGUCUCAGAUAGCCAAGAUUAGCAUUCUCAAGGACGUCAGAGGUGUCAUCAAGCCUAGUAGGAUGACUCUACUACUUGGUCCUCCAGGAUGUGGAAAAACCACCCUGAUGUUGGCUCUAUCAGGGAAACUAAACCAAUCUCUCAAGGUUACUGGAGAGAUCUCUUAUAAUGGUCACAGACUGGAAGAGUUUGUUCCCCAAAAAACAUCCACUUAUAUAAGCCAACAUGAUCUGCAUAUAGCUGAGAUGACUGUGAGGGAAACACUUGACUUUUCUGCAUGUUGUCAGGGUGUUGGAAGUCGAGCAGAGAUUAUGAUGGAGGUUAGCAGAAGGGAGAAGCAAGCUGGAAUCCUCCCAGACCCAGAUGUUGAUACUUAUAUGAAGCUUCCCAUAGAAAAUCCUGCUGUAGCUUGUCCAGUUCCCUGA
Telopea speciosissima is the source of this 672-nucleotide messenger RNA. RefSeq names its product pleiotropic drug resistance protein 3-like. The record is from RefSeq and is a predicted model, not a curated record. Lineage: Eukaryota; Viridiplantae; Streptophyta; Magnoliopsida; Proteales; Proteaceae. Gene Ontology annotation, molecular function: ATP binding; ATP hydrolysis activity. The transcript is spliced from 6 exons. The coding region runs from base 1 to 672 and encodes 223 amino acids.